AAACAGUUGCUUGCAACAGGCGUUGCUUGCAGUAAUUAGCUAGCUCAAACCUACAGAGUAUUUUGGUUGCUUGCUUCUGGUGACCCGUCCCGCGUUAAAUAUAAUUAUCGAACGACCGUUUAAUUAUAUAUAUAUUUUUUCGAACGACCGUUUGAAAACUGAAAUUGUUGUUUUUUGAAAAUGGAAAUUGACAACAAAAUGUUGUCAUCAUUUCGAUCGCUAACGUAUCCCACUUUCCCAACUCUGUCUGACCAUUUAACAUUAGCUAGCUAUCUUUACUUUAUGUGAUUUGCUCGACCACAACUUGUAAUCAAGGAUAUGCCUAGAAACGACCGCAACAAUAAAGAUGUCAAACGAGAAAGGAAAAGGAAAGUUAACAUAGAAUCAAAGGGAACAGUUACAGUAAUCAACGGAGGACAAGAGAAAGUUAAACGUAAACCGCCAGUAAAACCACCGGUCAAGUCACCGGUGAAGCAGCAAACAAAGCCAGUAAAAAAUCCAGGUGGUCGGGGCCUUGGGAAAGCAGGGGCUAGACGUUUGGGUCAGCUAUUGAAGCGUGCAAUCCAAGAGAAGAACAAUGUUACAGGAAACGAAAAAGUGCCUUUGCCAACGACCCCAGUUCGCCUGUUCAAGUACCAGACACAGGCAGAGGCUGCAUCUGCACCCAAAACCAACGAUGCAAGGCGUGUGGCUACCCGGGUCUCCCAGCUCAUCCUUCGGGUAGUCUCCCAGUGCAAGCACCGGGGUGGCAUCUCCAUGGUGGACCUCAAGCAUGCCCUGGCUGCUGGUGGCUAUGAUGUCACCAAUAACAACACCUGUGUGAACUUAGCAGUGAAAGGCCUGGUGAGGAAGGAGACACUGGUGCAGACUACUGGAGCUGGUGCAUCUGGGUCAUUUAAACUCAACAGAAAGAAACUGACGUAUGAGAAGAGAGUUAAGACAAGAGCCAUGAGAGACCGUGCAGCAGUCGAGAGGGCCAAGCAGAGAGAACGUGCAGCAGCCCAGAGAACCAAGCAGAAAAAAACUACUAAACCAACAGGAAAAGCUUUGAAACCAGGAGCUAAACCAACAGGAAAAGCUCUGAAACCACCAGGAAAAAUAACUAAACCAGCACGAAAAGCAGUGAAACCAGCAAGAAAACCAGCUCGCAAGGACAAAACAGUUGUAGAAAAGGCUCAAAGGGAAAUAGGAGAUAGACCAAAACAAGUAGGCAAAAGCCACAAACCAGCAGGACAAGCAUCAAAAUCACCAGCCAACGUCCAAAAAACAGGCUGCAAAGCCCCUAAACCUGCAGGAAAGGCCUUGAAAGCAGCCAAUCAGAAAACUCGCAAAAUGGUUGUAACCCCCAAUACAAAGCCACAGAUAAAACAACCUAGGGUUGCCAAAAGACGUGCGUCCUUGUUGAAAUGGACCGAGAGUAUGGACUAAAAGAGUAAUAUGUCAGUAGUAGAUUUAGGUCAAACUACCGUAACCUUACAAUGUUAUAUUUUGUCAAUCAAAUCAUAUUGUUAUUGGUUAUUAUAUUAUUACUCACAAAUUACAUGUAUAUCGAGUGAUUAUUCAACCAGUAUUACAUAAAAACAUGUUUUGUCCCCAU
Molecule: messenger RNA, 1597 nt
Organism: Coregonus clupeaformis (lake whitefish)
Lineage: Eukaryota; Metazoa; Chordata; Actinopteri; Salmoniformes; Salmonidae
Product: histone H1-like
Exons: 3
Coding region: 319-1428 (369 amino acids)
Biological process (GO): nucleosome assembly
Cellular component (GO): nucleosome
Molecular function (GO): DNA binding
Source: RefSeq, a predicted model, not a curated record